Messenger RNA from Thrips palmi, 3658 nucleotides. RefSeq names its product zinc finger protein basonuclin-2-like. Gene Ontology annotation, cellular component: nucleus. NCBI's taxonomy places the organism in Eukaryota, Metazoa, Arthropoda, Insecta, Thysanoptera, Thripidae. The record is from RefSeq and is a predicted model, not a curated record. Gene Ontology annotation, biological process: regulation of DNA-templated transcription. The transcript is spliced from 3 exons. The annotation marks the transcript as partial.
CCGCGCUGUGACAGUCCCUUCCCCCAGUCUGCCCAGCGCCUCUCCGCCGACUGGUCGUGUGUCUGAGCCACGUCGAGCCUUGCCGCCUUGCCGCCUUGCGCCGCCUUGCGCCCUGUCGCGACAUGCUCGCCCGUAGUGACAAGUGCUGUGUGUGAAUCCUCAAGUGAAGCCCCAGUCGGAAGCCACUCCCUCAUUUGUGCGUGCCGUGGAUGGCGCCGCUACGCGUGCUCCCAGUGUGGCGACUCUGGUGACAGAUGCAGUGAUAGGCCCCUGUGUGACAGCCGCCGCCAAAAUCGUCGGUCUCAUGGAAAGCUACAAGACCAUGGAAACAAUGGAAGAAGCACUAGACAAGCUGGGGUGCCGGCAGAACUUCGGCCAAGGCCCCGUGGAGCCCGUGGAGCCCGUGCAGCCGCACGCCCUGCUGGACAUCGCCUCCCUCGCCCUGUACGGCUGCCACGCGCUGCCCGUGCGCCUCAAGAUCCUCCUGGACCGCCUCUUCAGCGUGCUGCGGCCCGACCAGGUCGUGCAGGUGCUGCGCGGCUUCGGCUGGACGCAGGACGACUACGCCCGCGGAUACAUCCUCAAUGAAGCCAACGGCGCGUCGCUGGACCGCUUCAACAUCUGCAGCCCCGAGGAGGAGCCUCUGGUGCUGCAACAGUUCCUGCGCUUCGGCGAGACCCGGGCGUUGACUGAGCAGCUGCUGCGCGGUGCCGCCGCCCCCGGCGCUGCUGGAGCCGCCUCCGCGGGCCCCAGCCCGGCGUCGUCGGCGUCCUCACAGUCCAGCAAGCCCGGCCAGGAGGCCUCGCACGCGCACGAGAGGCUACAGCCCGCCCGCGAGGAGCCCGUCAAGACCACGCCGGUGCACUCGCCGCACCAGCGUGACGGCCCCGCCGCCACCACCGCCCCCGCGCCGUCGAGGCACACGCCGCCGCCGACCAGCCCCGGACACCGCGACAACAGGGACGACGACAAGAGGAUGCCCCACGCGCUCAACUUCAGCCUGGGCAGCUCCGCGUCGUCACGGCAAGGCCCGCCGUCCACCGGCGUGGCGCCAGUGUCGCCGCAGCAGAAGCACGCGCCGUCGGGGCCCUCGUCCGUCGGCAGGCAGUCGCCGCCGUCGGGCCAGCCCACGCCCCACAGCGCGCUCAGCUUCCUGAACCGCGGCGCGCAGCCGCAGCCCCAGUCGCCGCCCGGCAGCUCUCCGCUCAACCGCCUGCAGAACAUGCAGCCCUUCGACUUCCGCAAGAUGGCGGCCAGCGCCGUGCGCUCCAGCCCCGAGCCCCCCGCAGGCCCCGGCGGCGUCCCCGGCCUCCUCAACCUCAGGCCACCCCCGCCGCCGACCGUGCCGACCUCCACCAUGAGCUCCCUGCCGCUGCCCUUCGGCCACUCCAGCCUGACCGCCGCCAACCUGGUGGCGUCCUCCUUCCCCGGGCUCAUCUCGUCCGCCAUGGCGGGCCACCCCGGGCACCCCUCGCUGCCGCCCCACCCGGGCAGCAAGUCGCCCAGCACGGACCUCACCUCGCGGGCAGGCAGCUCGGACUUCGGCUCGGGCUCCGACGACGACGAUGACAACUCUGCGCUCAACCUGAGCAGGGACAGGGACGCGAGGGACGACAAGAUGCGGGCCAAGCGGUCCGGCUCGCCGCCCCAGCAGCGCUCGUCCAAGCACCCGUCCUCGUCCUUCUCGCCGCUCAAGCGGCAGUCCGCCUGGCCGUCCUCGCACCUCCCCGCCAACCUGGGCACGCAGCUCAUCAACCCCACGACGGGCAAGAAGCGCGUGCAGUGCAACGUGUGCCUCAAGACGUUCUGCGACAAGGGCGCGCUCAAGAUCCACUUCUCGGCCGUGCACCUGCGCGAGAUGCACCGCUGCACCGUAGAGGGCUGCUCCAUGAUGUUCUCGUCGAGACGGUCGCGGAACCGCCACUCCGCCAACCCCAACCCCAAGCUGCACUCGCCGCACCUGCGCCGCAAGAUCUCUCCGCACGACGGCAGGUCCGCACAGUCGCACCCCAUCCUGCUGCCGCCUCACCAGGCGGGGCUCGGCGUGGGGCUCAACCCGCUGUCCUUCGGCGCCUUCCCUCUGCUGCCCCAGGACCCCAGGGACCCGCGCGACCCCCGGAACGCCGCUAUGGCAGCUGCUGCCGCCGCGGCCGGUGGCCCCUCGGCCCUCGACCUCAACCUCAAGAACAGCCUGGGCCUGACCCUGCGCUACGAGCGGGAGGCGCGCGAGCGACACCGAGAGAUGACCUCCAUGAGCAUGGACGAGGAUGACGAUGACGACGAGGAGGGCAUCGUGGUGGUUGGUGGCGCCGACGACGACGAUGACGAGCCCCAAGACCUGCACCAGUCCAAGCGACUCAAGUUCUCCGUGUCUGACGACGGCGAUGACCACAGCAACACAGACGACGACUCCCAGUCUGCCCUCGACCUGGGGACCUCCGCCGCGUCGGCGUCCAACGGCGUGGACCACCACGGCCUGGGCCACCACUUCGCGGCCCACGAGCCCAGCGAGCAGGCCAGGGGUGGCAGAAAGCGCAAGUCGCAGAACCCGACCCGGUGCACGCAGCCCGUCGCCGCCGAAGACCUGUCCAACUACGACGACUCGUCCAGCGACGCCGGCAGCCACAUGUACCCCGGCAUGGACCAGGGCGCCCCCCAGGAGGCCGGGCUGGACCUGGCCGUCAGGCGGAAGAGCCCCGACCACAUGGACACGGAGGAGCGACUGGCGCGCGAGCAGGACUCGGUGCAGCCGCCGCACGAGGAGGGAAGCAGCCAGGACGACCAGGUUUUUCGGCUUACCAAAGAGAAAAAGGGGGACAGUAUAGAACCGCCAACUGAAAACCGUGUUCGAGAAAUGAAGAGCGCCGCCGGCGGCGUCGAGGAGGAGGUCAAGGACGAGGUCGAGGAGGAGAAGGACUCUGUGAUAAAAGCUGAGGCGGACCCAAACGGGGUGCCGUCCUCACCGUGCGCGGGAUCGCCGCCCUGCAGCCCGGCGGCAUCCCCGGCCUCGUCCCUGGAACUAGGGGAUGGGUCCCAUGAUGAGGACGGCUACUUCUACCCCGACGGCUACUUCGCCAACAUCGACGUGCCAAUGGACAAAGACAACCCGCGCAAGUGCACGGCCUGCGGCAAGGUGUUCCAGAACCACUUCGGCGUCAAGACGCACUACCAGAACGUGCACCUCAAGCUGAUGCACAAGUGUUCGGUGGACGGGUGCAACGCGGCCUUCCCGUCGAAGCGCAGCCGCGACCGGCACAGCGCCAACCUCAACCUGCACCGCAAGCUGCUGUCCACGUCGUCGUCGCCCACGCACGGCGACAAGCCCGGCCACCCCAUGUUCCUGCCGCACCCCGACGUGCUGGCCCGGCUGUACGCGGACCCCAGCCUGCAGGGCAUGCAGGGCGGCCGCCCGCUGGACCACCAGCCGCUGCUCAUGGGGCCCUUCGGCUACCCGGCCAUGGGCGCCAUGGGCUUCCACCCGCUCAACGGGCGCGCCGGGUCGGCGUCGCCCACCUCGCCGCGCAGCCUGGACGAGGAGCUCAUGGGGCGGCCGGCCAAACUGCACGACGCGCACGACCCCUUCCUGGGCGCCAGGAGUCGCAGCGACCCGGGCGGGCUGGCCGCGCUGGCCGCCAUGGAGCCCGGCCUGCCGCUCGGC